Molecule: messenger RNA, 1186 nt
Organism: Brassica napus (rape)
Lineage: Eukaryota; Viridiplantae; Streptophyta; Magnoliopsida; Brassicales; Brassicaceae
Product: geranylgeranyl pyrophosphate synthase 10, mitochondrial-like
Exons: 2
Coding region: 157-1128 (323 amino acids)
Biological process (GO): isoprenoid biosynthetic process
Molecular function (GO): geranylgeranyl diphosphate synthase activity
Source: RefSeq, a predicted model, not a curated record
UUGAUAAUCAUGCUCUAACCAUUUCAAUCUAAAACAGGAACAAACCCAAAGCGAAACAGGAAAAACCGAGAAGCUCUUGUUUACACUCUUCUAUCUCUCUCCAUUUCUAGUUUUGGCGAUUCCAUACUGCCACAUUGCACUGCGGUUUAGUGUAAGAUGCGGCUGACCCGUCGGUUUAUGUUGACGUCGUCCGUCCGGCGUCUGACGUCGACCGCCAGCCAUAACUUUGAGUUCAUGUCCUAUAUGGUCAAUAAGAUUAAUUCGGUCAAUAAAGCACUUGACAAGGCCACUCCUCUCUGCAAGCCGGUAGUCAAAAUCCGUGAGGCCAUGAGGUACACGCUUCUCUCGGGCGGAAAACAUGUAAGGCCAGUGCUCUGCUUGGCUGCGUGCGUGCUUGUAGGCGGCCAAGAGUCAACCGCAAUGCCGGCUGCAUGUGCAGUUGAAAUGAUUCACGCGUCGUCUCUCAUCCAAGACGAUCUCCCUUGUAUGGAUGAUGACAGUCUCCGCCGCGGAAAACCCACCAAUCAUAAAGUUUUUGGCGAAGAUAUAGCCGUCUUGACCAGGGAUGCGCUCAUAGCUUUGGCCGUUGAGAAGAUGGCGACAUCAACUUCGUUAGGCGUUUCUCCAGAGAGGGUUCUUCGGGCCGUAGUGGAGAUGGCCAAGGCAGUAGGAACGGAAGGGCUUGUCGCGGGUCAAGCGGCAGAUCUUUCCGGAGAAGGGAUGAGCUUAGAAGAGGACGGAGCCCGGUUGGAACAUCUUGAGUUUAUACAUAUUCACAAAACGGCGGCGUUGCUUGAAGCAGCAACGGUUACGGGAGCCAUAAUGGGAGGUGGGUCUGACGGAGAGAUCGAGAGGCUUAGAAAAUACGCGAGAUGUGUUGGCCUGAUGUUCCAAGUGGUCGAUGAUGUGCUAGAUGUGACUAAAUCGUCAGAUGAGUUAGGGAAAACAGCCGGUAAAGAUUUGAUCGCCUCAAAGUUAACCUAUCCUAAAGUGAUGGGAGUGGAGAAGUCGAGAGAAUAUGCUGAUGAGUUAAAUAGAGAAGCACGUGAACAUCUUCAUGCAUUCGAUUCAGCUAAGGUGGCUCCUUUGCUAUCUCUAGCUGAUUACAUUGUCAAUAGACAAAACUAAUGUGGCAAAUUGCUGAUGCUUAAAUUGCUUUAUAAUAAAAUAAAAUAAAUUACUAAAA